Saccostrea echinata is the source of this 867-nucleotide messenger RNA. Its product is annotated as ficolin-1-like. The coding region runs from base 1 to 741 and encodes 246 amino acids. The record is from RefSeq and is a predicted model, not a curated record. The transcript is spliced from 6 exons. NCBI's taxonomy places the organism in Eukaryota, Metazoa, Mollusca, Bivalvia, Ostreida, Ostreidae.
AUGGUGUGGAACUUUGUAACACAUCCCCAAAACGCUGUCGACUGUGGGGCGCAGUAUUCACUAAAGAUAGUCCAGAUCCAUCGUCUACCCAGUGCUCGCGUUAUACAAAGAAAAACAUGGAACGAACCAUCCCAACAGGCCCGCAGCAACGAUUUCAAAAGAGGCUUUGACUCGACCGGUGUCCAAAUUCUUACUGUUAAUGGAAAGUUAAUGGAAGUUUACAAGUGUUUCCGUGGAAACCAUAUGUGGACUGUUAUACAAAGAAGGCUGGAUGGCUCUGUGUCGUUUAAUCGGAAUUGGUCAAGUUACAAAUAUGGAUUUGGUUCCUUAAAUUCUGAAUUCUGGCUUGGAAAUGAAAAUAUUCAUCUGUUAACAAAAAAGGGUCUUACUUAUCUGCGAGUCGACCUAAUGGAAAAUAACGGGGAAUGGAAAUACGCAGAGUAUAGUAAUUUUUCAGUGGACACCGAGGGAAAUAAGUAUAAACUUACUGUUUUCGGAUACUCUGGAGACGCAGGAGAUAACUUGGCAUACCACCAUGGCAUGGGCUUCAGCGCCCCUGAUGUUGAUAACGACGGGGCUGAUAAUUUUGACUGUGCCGCGUACCUACGGUCUGCUUGGUGGUAUAAUGAUUGCACCAUGUCGGACCUAAACGGAGAGUACGGAUACAGAGUCCACUGGAGCACCUUAACCAGAGGCAUCUUCUCCUUGAAAGAGACCAGAAUGAUGAUUCGGAAACCGUAGAGUGUGCUGUGAGAGAAUGAAGUGGAUAACUAGUGAAUUGUAUAAUUUAGUUUCAAUGAAAUUGAAAAGAAUUGCUACAGAUUAAUGUAUACCAACAUCGAUUCACCGUUUUAGCAUUUACAAAUA